This is a messenger RNA of Fulvia fulva, 366 nucleotides long. Its product is annotated as Itaconate transport protein. Bases 1 to 366 code for a protein of 121 amino acids. The record is from RefSeq and is a predicted model, not a curated record. The transcript has 3 exons. Lineage: Eukaryota; Fungi; Ascomycota; Dothideomycetes; Mycosphaerellales; Mycosphaerellaceae.
AUGGAGAAACAGAAUCGCAGCGAUGCUGCACUGGCGGAGAAGGGCAAUGCAGAACCUCAGCAAGACUCGAAGACGUCGAGUUCAUCCCAGUUGCAAGAUGAGAAACCCAAGCCCCCAUACUGUGCACUCAGUCCCCAUCGACGAAGAUUCAUUCUCGGUGUUGUAACAGUUGCUGGAUUCUUUGGACCAUUUGCUGGAAACAUUUACUUACCAGCACUUCCUGUGUUCGGAGUCGGAGAGACUGCGAUGAACGCGACAGUCACCUCAUUCAAGAUUGUGUUCGCAUUCGCGCCUCUUUUCUGGACCAGCUUUUCUGACUACAAGGACGUCGUCCUUUGUAUAUCAUCUCCCUGGCGAUAUACAUAG